AUGGCGGUAGGUGCGAUAAGUCCAACUCCAGCAGAGUCUCCGCCGCCUCCGCCGCCUCCGUCAACAAUUUUACCUGUUGGUAGUAUGUAAGUCCAUCUAUGUUAAUAUAUUAAGUGUUCAAUUACAUUUUUUUUGUUUUUUUUGUUGUUUUUUAGAGUGUAUUUCACUAUUUUACAAUAUAGAUUGUGAAAAAUAAGUAAAAUUUUUAAUUUACUACAAUUUUAAAGUUAAUCUUGUUUAAAAGCGACAAUUUAUACGCGGACGCAGACUGCAAGGCUUUUAAUUUUGUUUUUUUUGCAAAAAUAACUUAUUUCUUCCAAAGAUUAGGUAGUAAACCAUAAAGUUGCGGUUUAUAUGUAACAAUUACUUGUUUAAAAUAUUGUUUUUUAUUGAUUAUUUUAUUAAAAUAAUUAAUUUUGUGUUAUUUUAGCGUAACUCAAGACUACAAAAUCUUGGAACAUUUGAAAAGCAAGAGAGGCAACUUCCUUUACCGUGCCACUUCUGAUAAACCCUUCAAGGAUGAAUUUGGCAACGUGGUAGGGCUAUUUUGUUAAUUUUUGGAAUUUCAUUGUUUUAGAUACCUAAAAUUUUGAAAAGUUGAUUUUUGAUUAAAAAUAGGUGUUAACUUGAUAAAAAGGUCUAUCUUUUGUAAAAAAUUGGUCAUUUCUAAAGUUUUUAUUGUUUUGGUUUAUUAAUUUACGACUAUUUUUUCAAACAUAACAAAAACUUUGUUUCCAGCACUCCGAAGUCAUCUUCAAAGUCGCCCCACCCGUAAACGCCGCCGAACCUUGUCGUGAACUGCUCGUCCUCAACUUUAUUAAAACAUAUCGUUGUCCAAAUCGUUUGAAUCGUAUCUUGAUGCCCAUCAACAUGGUCCUGGACAACUAUAAUCGUAUGUUGGCAUUUCCGGCUUAUUAUGGCAGUUUGGCUGAUGCCAAGUUGAAGAAUGGCGUUCUUCCACAAAGCACGACGCUUAGGAUUGGACUGGAGAUGUUGGCUGCCAUCAAAGAGCUACAUGGACUUGGACUGGUGCAUCAAUGCAUCGAUCCCACUCACUUUCUGUUACCUAAUGUUAUCGAUGUCAAUGAGCACAAGUUUGAUAUCAAGUUGUGCGAUUUGUCGUCCGCAAAGUGGGUUUUGAGUUUUUAUAAGUUUGAUGUCGGAUUUCUGUUGUUUUGUUAAAAAAAUUAUUUGAGAUUUUAAAAAUAUUGAGUCUUUUCUUUCUUCAGGAACUACAUUGUCUACGAAGAUGAGACUCCAGUGCCGAAAAAGGACGUAGGCGUACCUAUGGCUGAUUACGCUUCUGUAGAGGUCUGUGACGGAGGAGAGUCAUGCAGAAGAGAUGAUCUGGUCGCGUGGUACUACACUGUUAGUUUACUAUGCUUAUUCUCUUACAAGGUUUAAAAAAUUAUAUUUUUUAACUAACAACAACUAAAUCAUUGACAUUUUACGAUGACUAUAAUAUUCUUUGUUAUUACUUGCUUGUUAAUAUAAUUCUGUGCCUUCUCAUUAUCUCGAAAAUUGUUUUUGAGUAAAGCACAGAAUUAUUUGAACAGCCUAAUAUUAUAUAUGACAAAAUUGAAUUUUGUUGUAUUUUUGUCACAACACCCUACUCUUCAGAUGAUCUCCCUUCGCGGCAAACUGAUCUGGGAAGACGUACAAUAUGGUCCGGUGGCUCAGAUGCGAAAAAGCGAUUGGAGACGAAAGCCACUUCUGAUGGCAGGGUGCUUCUGUCAAGACAUCAACAUGUUCAUCACCGAGAUCUUCCUAUGGAUUGAUGAUCUGGAGAAUAAAGAUAAACCGAACUACUAUGCUCUUGCCAAAAACAUUCAAACCUCGUUGUAUCUUCUGGAUGGAAUCAAGUCAAAGAACGAGGAUAUGCCGAUUGUGGCUGAAAUGAAGAAGGAUGAGUUUGUGGAGGCUGUGGACAAGGUAAGAUAGUCGUUUGGAGGGGGUGUUUUUAAGAAAUGUCAAUGAGGCAUAUGAGGAUAAGUUAGAGUAAAAUAAAGAGAAAACAAAGAUUAUAUAAGGUAUAAGUUAGCUAUAUAUUUUCAAUUGCAAAUAAGACUGUUUUAAUAAAAAAAUGACACUUUCAGUGCACACCACGACACUCAGAUUACGCAGAAAUGUUCCCCGAUAACCGCUACGAAAUCCAAUUCCUAUUCAGCCGAGCUCAGAACCGUAUGAUGCCAGAAAUUAAGGCAAUCAUCGACGAACACAUCACACCCUACAGGUUCAGCGAAGACGAACAACAAAGAGCGAUCGAGAAGGGCCGAGAACCUCAAUAUAAGAAACAAUACGCGAGAAAACAAAAGGAACUGGAAGAGCUGAAGGCAAAGGAACAAAAAGAAGCAGAGAUCGAUGUGGUAGGUGAGGCUGGAAAGAAAGUUGACGAACAGAAGGCGAAGACUACCACUCCACCGAUCAAGGAAGCGCCAGUAGGUGUUAAACCAUCUGGUAAACCGAAGAAAGGCUCGAAGCAGAAGAAUCAGAAGGGGAAAAAGGCGAAGGAAAAGGCAAUCAAGGCCAAGGAGAGGGCUUCCAUCAUGAAGGACAUUGAGAAGAGGAAUAAGAACCCUAGAAAUAUUAAUAUUAAGCGGUUUGCAAAUGUAAGUUAUGUCUACUGUUAUAUUAGUUUUGUUUACUAUUAUAAUUUGUUGUAAGUUAUUAUAACCGUUUAUAACUUUUAAUAUGUAAUAUAAAGAUUUAUAUACAUAUUAAAGACCAUCUGAUUAUAUCGAUUGAUAAAACUAAAACUAUAUUUAAAUCGAACGAUUUUAAGAACAGAGUACUUUGACUAACACAAUGUUGCAUUUUAGGACGGAGAUGACGAUGAAACAGACAACAAAACGGUUGACAAGUCGGAGAUGCGACCGGUUGAAGAGGCCAAGUCAGCCAUUAUCUCUAUCGAACUACCGAGGAAGAAAUCAGGACAAAAGAAGACCCCCAAGCCCAUGAAAGAUAAUAGAACUCCUUCGCCGGCGCGGAACAGGGUAUGAAUUUAUGAGUAAUGGGUAGAAUUGACCGGAAAUCGGGCUGAUUUUUCUGUUUAACCUGAGAGCUAGGUCAAGUAGAGCAACUGGAACAUGGGUGUAGGUGAUUUAAGAUCUGGGGAUCGAGGAGGCUGUUAGUUGGCUAGGGGAGGCCCAGAUUGAUGAAUGGGAAGACAACCUACUUUUUGGGCCAAAAUUUAACGUUUUGUUGACCCGGAUUCAGAGAAAGAUAGGCCAGUCCCCCAGCCGAUUCUAUUGAUAAUUUCUGUGGGAAAAAAGAUUUUUUUAACAUUCAUUACAACGUAUAUUUGAUGACAUUGCAGGAUGAAGAUAACGAAAUAAGCGAAAACAACAAGGUCAGUCAAGGAAAAAUACGUAGCAAAACUCCAAAUCGUCGGCCGAAAGAAGAUGACAAAGUAAGUUAGCAUUAACAAUUUUGGACUUAAAAUUACUUUAAUCUUUUAUUUAGUUGGGUUAUUAUAAGCUGUUAUAUAAUAUCUACGGAUUUACUGUGUAAGAUUUUGUUAUUGAUGAUUAUCUUUCAGAAACAACGAAAAAAGGUCCGCCAAGGUUAG
Messenger RNA from Bursaphelenchus okinawaensis, 3568 nucleotides. Lineage: Eukaryota; Metazoa; Nematoda; Chromadorea; Rhabditida; Aphelenchoididae. The record is from the annotation of a GenBank genome assembly.